GAUAUUUUAUUGAUUGUUAAUUUUUUUUCGAUAAAUAUCCGUAUUAAUAUCACGCAUCAUCAAAUAUGCAAUCACAAAGUCAAGCACCAACACCAACACCGGAACAAGUUCGUUUUCUGAUGCUCUACUGGUUCCGAAUUCAAGACAGUGCGACUAGAGCAGCUUCUGAAAUCAACAAAGCAUAUCCAAAUAUCGUGACAUCUCGAACCUGUCAACGAUGGUUCAAGCGAUUCAGGGAAGGGGAUUUCAGCUUGGAAGAUAGACCAAGAUCUGGGCGUCCUCAAGAGGUUGAUAAUGACAGGUUACUUCAAUUGUUGGAUGAAAAUCCGCGAGUGACCACAGAAGAAUUGGCAAUGAAGUUCAAAUGUUCGAAAUCGACAAUUUUCGACCAUCUUCAUUCUCUCGGCAAAAAAAACAGAGCAGGACGUUGGGUCCCACACGAAUUGAACGAUAAUAAUCGUGCACAGCGUCUGUCAAUCUGUACUUCUUUGUUGCUCAAACAAAGAAGCGAACCUUUCCUAGACCGUAUGGUAACUGGGGACGAAAAAUGGAUCCUGUAUGAUAACGUAACAAUGAAGAAACAAUGGCUUAGUCCUCGGCAAUCACCUGCUCCGACAGCAAGGCGUGAACUUCAUCAAAGAAAAGUAUUGCUGUCUGUUUGGUGGGAUAUUCAAGGAAUAAUUCAUUAUGAACUCCUUGAGCCUGGUCGAACCAUUACGGCCGAGGUUUAUUGUGAACAGUUGGAUCGUCUGAAAUCGGCAAUUGAUCAGAAAAGACCGGCACUGGCUAAUCGUAAAGGUGUCGUUUUUCAUCACGACAAUGCCCGACCCCAUACGGCAAGAAUCACUCUGAACAAAUUGUCAGAGUUUGGAUGGGAACUGUUACCACAGCCGCCGUAUAGUCCAGAUAUUGCGCCAUCGGAUUAUCAUUUGUUCAGGUCCAUGGCGCAUUACCUGAAUGGCAAAAAAUUCACCAACAACGGACAGGUGGACGAGUUCCUUCGUCGGUAUUUCUUCGAACAAAAGAGCCAAGAAUUCUACCGACGGGGAAUCGAAGUACUCCCUGAGCGAUGGGAAAAGGUGAUUGAAAACCAGGGAGAGUACUUCGAUGACGGAACGGUAAAAAAUUCUUAUUUCAUAACCACAAUAACUCAUUAAUUUAUCCUCAGCCUUAGGGCUCGUCACUCGUCUUGCCAAUGGAUCUGAACAAAUGAUAGUCCAAU
Molecule: messenger RNA, 1222 nt
Organism: Dermatophagoides pteronyssinus (European house dust mite)
Lineage: Eukaryota; Metazoa; Arthropoda; Arachnida; Sarcoptiformes; Pyroglyphidae
Product: histone-lysine N-methyltransferase SETMAR-like
Source: RefSeq, a predicted model, not a curated record